ACAUUGUGGCUGAUAAAUUAGAGUUAGUACGCUUAUCUGUGCAGAUUCUCGUUUUUAUAUAGUAAUAUAAGUAUCUGCAACAAUUAAAUGGAUUAUAAUAAUGUAUUAGUAUGAAAGUGUAUAUGUGUACAAAAAAGAAUAUCCGUUGACACGAAGUUGUCAGUAGCAGCACUUCGUUUCUACUUUCUUCAAGCCUGUUGACAUGCAGGGCGUCGUCAGUUGCAUACAUGAGACUCAGUCGCAUACAUGAGAGAGUUCUGUACAAGGAAAGUAAUGUAAACUGUGAGAAAAGAAGCUAUCAGCCUUUCUGAAUGAUAUUUCGAGGCUUAUGUUGCAAGUUCAGAUUUAUGGUUUCGCUUAUUCAUAGGCUGGCUACAAAUUAAGAAAUUCGAACUCUGCGGGUAGGAAAAAUAAUCAUCGCCGAGGAACGCGUCACAGGCAUACCGUGUCUCACAACGUCAAGAUGAGGCGUACACUAUCAGGCUCGUGUGCAAUUGGUGUUUUUGUAAUUGCGCUUGUCUGUGUUGCUGUGGCAUUUUGUGCACCAAGUUGGCUUGUUAGCGAUUAUAGAAUAACCGGUGCGAAGCUGAACCAAUUGGGGCUGUGGUCUCAUUGUUUUCGGUCCUUACCGCAACCAGAUGAUGAGUUCAUGAGAAGAUUUUUUGUUGGAUGCAGAUGGAUAUAUGACCCAUUCACAACUGGUUAUGAUGAGAUACAAGGAUUCCUCGUACCAGGUUUCAUGAUCGCGACACAGUUUUUCUUUACACUCUGUUUCCUAUGUAUUUUGGCUGCUUUCUUUUUGGUGUUACUUUAUUUCCUGUGUUGGGGACCAGAGCAGACACGUUAUAUUUUAUUAAUAAUUGCCAUAGGAGCACUGUUAAUGGCAGCAGGUAUAAAUGGUGGAAUAGCUGUAAUUGUGUUUGCUUCCCUUGGGAAUCGUAAUGAUUGGAUGCCUGGUCAGGAAAAUAAUUUCCUUGGUUGGGCAUUUGGACUGGCAGUUGUAGGUGUUGUAGCAGCUUUUGUCUCAGGAACCUUAUUUCUGGUAGAGGCAAACAUUCAACGCAAGAAGAGAAAACACAUACAGGAAUCUCAGUCAAGAUUUGAAAUGGAGCACGAGUCUAAGGCUUAAAAGUUUGUAAUCACAUUGGGAAAAAUAUCUCAGGCAGUUCCGUCCAUUUUUAAUUAGUUCUAUUUUGGUGAAAUAUAUGAAAGAUUAUAUUCUAGUUGUUUUUGUGUAUUCAUAUGUAAAGUGUUAAGUUAUAUAAGGGACCACUAACUUUACGUUUCAGAUGAGCCAUCUUAUCAAAGGUAAUUAUGAAUAUGUCCCAACAAGUACAAAGAAUUAUAAUUUUAAAAGUGAUCUGCAUUCUCUGUAUGUUUCAUCAACACUGAAGAUAAUGAUUCUCAGUAUCCUGACAUUAUGAACUUCAUAAACAAAAUCUCAUUUGUAAUAAAUGGCACAAAGUUUGCUGCUGUAUGGAGAAUUUAAUGAAUUAUUUGUAUGGUAAUAGGUUCUCCAUGUAUCAGGUGUACAUAAAUUUAAACUUUUGUGGUUUAUUGCUUGGUUUGAAAUUUAAUCAGUUUCUGACACACAUCAGUGAAGUUACCUCAAAUUAUUUCUCGUCUACAAGGUGAUAUAAGAAAUACAAUUUUGUGUAAGGAUGAUCUUUUCAUAACUUCAAACACUUAAUGUAAUAAUAAUCUUGAAGCCUACUUAACUGACUGGUCUUAAUAAAUAUGAUUUUUUUAUUAUUAUUGAGGCCCAUCAGCUUGUGAAAUGGGAAUGUAAUUUGUGGCACUAUGGACAAUUUUGAUUUUAGUAUGUUGAGCUGAACAGCUGAUAUCAAAAUUUCUCACAUUGCAAACAUUAAAGGUUUUCCUACAUGCCCAGUCUUGAUAUGCUCUUCAACACUGUAAUAUGUCAUGACUGUAUAUCGUUUUGUUUGAAAAUAAUAAGUAAGAAUUCUCAUGACUAUAUAUAUGCAAAACAUAUAGACUUACAUUGCUCAGUUAAUUUUUUUUCACUGGAAUGUAGACAAUGAAUUAUUUUUGUGUGAUUUAACAUUGUACAGUAUUUACCCCUAUUAAAGCUUUGUAUUUUUACACUUUUUAAAAGUUGUAUUGUGAAUGACUGACUAAGUUUGGAAACAUUGAUGAUAAGCUGUAGGGAAAUUAUAGGUGCCUGAUAAGCCGUCCACUGCAGGGAACUAUGCCAACUUGUGAUACAGUUUUGCAAUCAGUUUUUAAUUUUUUUAAAUAUUUACUGUGCACAUAGACAACAAGUAAGGUGGGGAGCAUUCUAAAAAACUGAAGUAGUGUGAAUGUAAGUGAGAGGAAAUAAGCUUAAUUAUUAUGAACAACAGGAGAAAAUUUGUAGAAGUGCAAACAGCUAUUGUGUGUCUCCUUCUACAGUUCUCUGUUGAGAUUGUAACUCAUAUAUGACUAAGUGAGUCGUGUAACUGAUGUUCUCACAAAAGUUAGCUCUGCUUUUGUAUUCGUUAAAGCAUAUGUCAGUAAAAUUUGUAACCACAGAUACAUGUAUCAAAAUUUUUAACUUUUAGCAGAGGACAUACUACAAAAUGAAUCGGAUUUUGUGUACCUUGUUUAUGAUCUAGCAGCUGAUCAAAGCAAUUACUGUGUGAUAUUUCAAUAGUUGCCACAGGCAGAAUAAUGACCCAUAUAAUGAGAACUAAAUAUAACAAUGUUAUGAAAAGGAUAGUUGCUACUCACCAUAUGGUGGAGAUGCUGAAUCGCAUAUAGGCAAAACAAAAAGACUGUCACAAACUAAGUGCGCCCCCCCCUCACACACACACACACACACACACACACACACAGUGUGCGUGCAAAGGCUGCACGUGUGUGUGUGUGUGUGGGGGGGGGGGGCAGCUCUAUUUUUUACAAAGGCCUUGUUAGCCAAAACCUUAUUUUCAUAAUGUUGUUACAUUCCAUCCUGGAUUUUCCAUUAUUUGAAGAACUAAAAUAUCUAGAAGAAUUUAUUACAAAACCUUAACUAAGAAGGGAAUGUUGGAAUAAAUCAGUGUUCUAGACUUUCAGCUAAUGUGACUAAUGGAGAAAAAGUACUUCUUUCGGCAUGUUUGCAGGGGGCCCAAAAUCUAAUUUAAGAUUCCCUGUGUAUUUUGUCUUGCCACCCCAUUUACUGCUUUAACUUUCAAGGAAAUGAACUGCCGAUUCUCUAGACAGUGGAUCUGUGUCAAUUUGUGUGUGCUUAAUCAACAACUUGUGUGUUCUAACCAAGAGGGGAUUUUCUACUCUUUGAACUGGGAGAACUAAUUUAUUGUCAUGGUGCAUAUCAUCCCUUCCCUAGUGGCUAUUAUACCAUUUUCAAUUAGUCCAUUUUAAAAGGUUCUGUAUAAUCUUAUCAGUAUCAUGUCCUUAAAAGACUAUUUUCAUUCCCAACAUGAUGGCAACAAUGCUAAUGUAUUCUUCUGAUACAACCAUUGGCUGUGAAAUGGGGAGAAGGCUUUUGUUGCAUAGAAACUAUACAAUCAGACAUUGUAUUCCUUACUACCUGAAGAAAUUUUUGUAUGCGGGAGGGGGGGGGGGAGGAGGAGGAAUCAUGUCACUACAGGAGUUCUUGACACACACAUAAAGUGGCAGUAUAUGUCAUAAAUCCUGGUAACUUUAGCUGUAGACCUAGCACUGAAAAACUGUUAACCUUGCAUGUAUUAGCAUCACACUGGUAUGACGUGAACUCACAACACUCGGUAUUAAGGGAUUAAGAGACCAUCUUGAAAUAUAACUUUCAAGGAUUUAAGAUACUACUUCCUUACAAUUUUAUUGUGAAUGCCAACUGUGAAUCUCUUCACAACUUCAUAUUGCACUUCAUGAUUGGUUGUUUAUUUGGGGGAGGGGACCAAACAGUGAGGUUAUCGGUCCGGUCACUUCAUGCUUCACAUGUUUAGAAUGUAUGACAUGUUAGUAAGUACCUCAAGUACUGAACAGUUAUGAAUUUACUGCUGCAGGUAAUCGGUGAGGUAACAAGUUUGAACCAUUAGGACUAUUCCAUGUGAUCAGUCUUUGUAUAAUGUAUAUUUUAUAAAUCCAAAAUGUAUCACCAAUUAUACCAUCAUGGGUUUUUCGAUGUCAUUUUUGUGUACUUGAGGUGACCUUAAUGCACCUCGUUUGUGCCUGUUGCAGAAACUUUUCAUUGUAAGCUGCUUGCAAGUGUGGUGGACAGUUCAAUUAUUAUUAAAAAUCCUCAUUCUUAUUGGUAUUUCUUCACUUCUACUUCAGUUACAAACUGUCAAGAUCUUAAUGCAAGACGUAUGCUGAUCUUUGUGCUCAACAAUUGCACACUCGUAGCCAUUUUUGUAGAGAAAUCUUUCCCAGUAUUUUAAUUUGUAAGUAUGCUUUCCCUACUGAGUUUAAGUAAUCAUGUCACUAUUUUUAUAAACUGUAUUUUGUAUGUAAUAAAUGUGUUCAUAUACAACCUU
Molecule: messenger RNA, 4454 nt
Organism: Schistocerca cancellata (South American locust)
Lineage: Eukaryota; Metazoa; Arthropoda; Insecta; Orthoptera; Acrididae
Gene: sinu
Exons: 4
Coding region: 464-1129 (221 amino acids)
Biological process (GO): septate junction assembly; regulation of tube size, open tracheal system
Cellular component (GO): septate junction; membrane
Source: RefSeq, a predicted model, not a curated record